AUGACCAUUCCGAAUGAACCCAGUGGUCUCAAACCUCGACCUGAAGAUGAGAAAUAUUUAGAGCCCACAUAUCUUAUCAAUCAAUGGUAUCGAUACUCACGAACUGGUGACUGUCACAACGAUAGCUGGGCAAGAAGUAUCCUGCCACGUCACUUUUAUUCCCGAAUGGACAAAGCUAGUAAACUUCAUCUUUUACAUAUUCAAGGAUGUGAUUAUUACUUUGAGUCGCGUAAGCUGCCAGCUACCGAGAGGAGGAGAAUGCGAUUAUCCGAUAUAUUCCAUUUGUCCUUUGGAGCAAUGUACGAUGUUAUCUCCCAGCCUCCGUAUUCCGAUCUGUGGGGGAACUAUACGGAACAAGAGCAGGAAUUGAUCGUUAAAUGGGAGAUACAGGCCAAAUGGCAGUCUUGGAUUACGCAGGUAGAAUGGGAGAAUGGUGACUCUCAACGACGUAUCGAAAGUUCACAGUGUGGGGAGAUCAUCCAAAUGAUAGAGUUGGGAAUACAAGAAGCUCUGAAUGUUAUUGGCAGCCAGAGAACUGCUCAGUGGCUUGAAGACUGGUUGGAUAUAUUUUUGUAUAAUACGAGCCUUGAGGAUGACGUCUUUCUAGGCGCGCGCACAUGGUCAUAUCUGAACUCUUGCGGAAAUGCUUCUAUUGCACCGGGCUGCGCCCUCUCCCUAAGCGGAUGGCAACAACAAAUCAAUAAUUUUCGUUUUCGUCACGCCCUAGACAUCAAGUUGGAAGAUGCUAUCACUUGUUUUUCAUAUGGGGCAGACAUUCUAGAGCUCCGUCUCCAUCGCUUUGCUCAGGAGGGUGGCCCUACCAAUUUCAACCGCACUCUGAAUUACAUAAGGCGCCUCAUCUUUACGAUCUCUCUCUGUGUUGAUCACCAAAUCGACCUUCUGUUUCGAUAUAAUGUUGAGAAUAAUGAAGUUGUUCCCGUCAUGGGUAUCAAGGACAGGCAAUCAGUACAAAAGUUUCUACUCCAGCAGGUGAAAGAUUGUCGACACCCUAGAAGCAGAGAAAUUCUGAGCUUUUGGUACAAUGCCAAGUUUGUCCCUUAUGUCAAGUGGAAUUUAAUUUGUGUCGGAUACCUUUGGGCUGCUCUAACCACCACUACGCUCUUGUCGCCCACGAAAUUUAUUCUCUGCUUUAAUGAGCAGGGACCAAUGAGGGUACUAGAUCAAGUCACCGAGGUGUCGCAGGAUAUAGAAGCGUUUUUGGUUGGUUUGAACGUUCUCCUACAAGACAUAAAGAUCAAAAAGAAGUCUAAGAAGAAAGGACGGAAAGGGGGUUCGAAGCAUCUUGCAACUAGCGAACCUGUGGCCAAAGAAACUGAGCAGUGUAACGACGAAGAAAUUCAGGUUCAUUCCGAAAUUCCAUCUCCAAAUCCGGGAGAAGAAAUCCGGAACAAUAUGUCUGGAACCCUUGUGAAUGACGUACAUAAACCAGCAGACUUGGAAAUAAAUAACCUUUUAUCGAGUGUCCGAAACGCCCUGGAGGUUAAGACCGGAGAAAUAAGUAAAACAAUGGCGCUUUCGAGUGCGGAUAAUUCAAGAGAAUCAAAACCGACUUCCAACGCCGACCAGAAACAAGACGAAGACAUAGAAAAGAAAAAUGGCGAUCGGGCAAAGUUCAACUGUAAGACAGGAGAUGUAGGGCCGUCUCAUAUUUUGACGGAAAUCAGUAACAAAGACGAGAAGACAUCAAAUCAGCCCGCUACUGCGAAGGUGGUCGACCAAUUAUCUAUCCCUCCUCGCCUUGAAAGCAUUCCCGAAAAGGUGAUAAUUAGGACCGGAAUCCCUGGGGCCGGAAAGCUCGAUCAUGAUACACCAAUCCUAUUAAAGACGGGCGGUGUAUGUUUAGGGUCAGGAAUGAUUGAUGCAAUGCUUACUGAGACGGAACAAAUAUCAACAAAAGUAUCCAAGGUAGAUAUUUACCCGAUAUCAAAUACCCGAAAGAUGGGUAAGAUAUCGGCAUUGUCUACUACGUUUGGAAGGAAUGCAAAACGCAAAGUUGAUUCCAUCGCGACUGAAACUCAAAUAGCAGUACUAGAACGGAAUGACUUCGACGAAAUCGGGUAUGGAGAGAAAGUUCUGUCGCUGCAUUCGCGGCCGGAAGAGAAAGACUGCGUGGACGAUUCAUUCUCCACCCGCUGGGAUGAGCUAGAGAAAGAGCUUAUUCUGAAGCAACAGGAAGAAGAGAGGGCCUUGGGUAUGGAACGGCCAAAAGGAGAUGCUAAAGAACAGAAACAGCGUGUAAAUUCUCUGGCUGAAAGAACAAACGGGAAAUCUAAUGCUUCAACAGCCGUGGGCGUUACCGCAGUAAUGACCGAUUGCUCUCCUAGACUUAGAACACCAACAAAGUAUCCCCAAGAAAGGAAGCAGGCAUCGACACCAACAAGGCACCCUAAAGAAAGAAAGCAAGCAUCCACACCAACCAGGUAUCCUACUAGAGAGAGGAAGCAAGCAUCGGCAGAAUUUCAGCACAGGACAGGGAGUCAGAAGAAAAUUUCAAUAACGAAUACCAUGCCUGAUACCUCUCCCCUUGAUGCAAAAAAUAACGAAAAACGAUUUCUUAAGUUUAAGGGCCGUAAGUUGUUUCACACGACAGGUACGCCAGAGCAGAAGGUCGACAUCGAUGGGUUGGGCAAAGCCCUAUCUCCUUUCAGGAAGAAAGAUGAAAGAGCUCUAGGGAAAUUGAAGUCACCACAGCGGUCGGCAGGAACACCAGUAAAGGGGAAAGAACUUGAUACUGUCUUUAUUGCAUCUCCUACUUGGCCUCGCCAAGUCUUAUUUCCUAAGAAGAGUGAGGAAACUGAGCGUGAUCUGGGGAAAUCGCCAACGGGAUCGCGUCCAACGCACAUGAAAGAAGAAGAGGAUCAAUGGGAAAUAUUAUCGGACUUCGAGGACUCAUAUUCUACUGAAAGUGGUUGGAAGCUGGUAACAAGGCCAGAUAAACGGAAGACUAAGGACAAGUCUUCGAAAAACGUCAUGCCCCAGGAGGAUAAUAAACCUUCUCAGAAUAUCAAACCUUCUGAGAAUUCAAAGAUUUCUGAGAAACCAAAGCCUCCGGAAAAUACAAAGCUUUCUGAUUAUAUCAAGCCUCCAGAAAACACAAAGCAUUCUAAGAAGACCAGGCCUUCUGUGACUUCCAAGCUUUCUGAGAAACCCAAGCCUUCUGAGAAUCCCAAUCUUUCCGAGAAGCCUCAGCCUUCCGAGAAUCCAAAGCUUUCGGAGAAACCCAAGCCUUCUGAGAAUCCUAAGCUUUCGGAGAAGCCUAAGUCUUCUGAGAAUCCAAAGCUUUCGGAGAAACCCAAGCCUUCUGAGAAUCCUAAGCUUUCGGAGAAGCCUAAGCCUUCUGAGACUCCCAAGCUUUCUGAUGAGCCUAAGCCUCCAGAAAAUACAUUACGGACCUCAAAAUCAUUUGAGACGACACAGAAACUUGAGGAGCGAAGGUCUAAUCAACCUCUGAGAGUUGAGGUAAAGCAGGAGGCGAAGGAGACAAUUUUGAGGAAUGACAUAACUAAAGAAAAUAUUCCAGAUUCUGUUACCAAAGAGUCUAGUGGAUCCAAGAAGUCGCCCUUGUCUGAAGUACGGAGUUUAGAAAAGCAGGCUAAGAGGCAAGAAAUGCCCCCCAGGCAGACAAACUCACAAGUUCUUGAAAAGAAGGAUUGGGCUUCUAUCAUUUCAAACUACGAAGCUGGGGGUAGAUUAGGGGCAAAGGAGAUACAAACUAAAGCACCUAAGAAGGCAACAAGUGUCCAAGCCCAAGUUAUAGAAAACAUAAAGCAACCGGAGGCAGAAAAAUCACAAAUAUUAUCUAUUAUAAUACCAAAGGGCAGCAAGAUAUUUUCAAGUAUAACUAAAUCCACUAUAGACGGUGAGGGGAAAACGGAAACAGGGCCUGAAAAAACUCUUUGGAGGUGCCCCCCGCUUAUCAAAUCCACUACGCCAAUUCACGUCGAACCCGUUCAAUCCAAACCUACAGAAGCCAAAGAAGUCAACCCGCUAGAUACUAUAUACCCCACUCCAAAGAGCGAAGGGAUAAGGGAAAAGGGUCCUGAGAAGAACGUCUGGGGCUGGCCUCCCCUAGCAAAGAAAUCUAUAACCCCAAUCCCCCCCGAGCCAGUACAACACAAAGGUACAGACGCAAGAGAAGCUAACCCGCUAGACAAUACAUACGCGACAACUCUAAAGAGCAAAGUAAAAAGGGAAAUAGGACCUGAGAAGAACGUCUGGAGCUGGCCUCCCCUAGUAAAGAAAUCUACAACCCCGAUUCCCCCCGGGCCAGUUCAACACAAAGGUACAGACCCCAAAGGAGUCAAGCCGCUAGACAAUACAUUUCAGCGACAGUUAAAUACUGUUGGUGCGGAAGGUGACAUCACAAAGACGCAUAGAACGCCCUCAGAAGAACAGCAGCAAGAGUCAAAACACAGCAUGGGACUCUUUGAAAAUCGAUCGAAACAUGAGAAUACAUUGCGCACAAGGGACAACCAAGUCAAAUCCAAUACCGAUACACCAACCGGGCAGAAAACGCAGCAAGUACAAACGCAGUCUGCAGAUAUAUCCAGGAAAUAUCAAACGCUCCAGGAAAGAGGCGGUGAUCUAAUUAAGGUAAAAGGCAAUAUGGUCACUCCGGGACAUCUACAAGCGAGAAUAGGGGAUAGGAACAAUGCCUCGAAAGCACAGGUAACCGUUGAAUCUCUCGUAGAGAGCGUUUUUGACCCAAAGAACGCUGUUUGGGUCCAAAAAGGUCUCGAUUUGCAAUUGCUAAAUCCUAAGAAAGAAAGAACGGAACAUAUUUCUGCAAAGCAAAAACCCCACAAAUUUCCAACCAUCGGAAAAGUAGUUAAACAUGAAGCAAUAAUCGAGAAAUUAAAAAGAGAGAUACUGGAAAAAGAGCAAGAAUCGGUUUCUUUACGGGUACAAUUGGCACUGAACGAAGAAUUAAUCCGAAAAGACAAAAAAAUUCAAAUAUUGGAGCAAGAGAUAUCUGGGAGGGACGCAAUUCUCUCGUUGUGCCAUGCCAGGAUUAGAGAUCUGCUACAAGAUAGGAUUGGACUGGUCGCGGAGGCUACAGGAUUGCGUUGUUUUAUUGAUGUUCUUACUCAUGGAACUGCAGCAGAUCGUGCAAGAGCUAUGCUAGACGGUCAUAUGUCUAUACAACGUCCACUUUUGAGGUCCGCCUAUGUGAACUCGCUAGGUCAAUUCAUUGAAAAUCGACCUGUAUUGCGGAGUCCCCCCAGCUCCAAUCGUCCUUACACAAACACCGAACACGAUAUUGUUGCUAUAUUAGACGGGAUCAAUCCAAAACUAGACCAACAACCAUUGAUGGACAUUGAUAACGCUCCCAACAUAGUUCACAUGUAUCCUACCACGGAUCAGAGAAACCUCAACUUGCCUACGCUUGAUCUGGCACCGCCUGGUCCCCCGGACGUAGGCCAACAAGUUGGAAGCACUGUAAAUCAGCCAACACCUCCCUACGAACUGCAAUUACCGCCGCCUUUACUAGGAAUGCCUCCCGGGGGUAUUCAAGAUCCCAAUUUUCCGUAUGUUUCGGUUGACACAUACCCACUCCACUCCGGAAAUGGCCCCAAAACAUUUUUGCCAUCCGCUCCACUACUUCCUCGAAGACAGGUGGGGGGCUUUGCUCCACGAGAGGAGAAACCAAAGUACCAUAUGCCAACCCAAAAACGUAAUACGGUCUCCUGCUAUUCAUCGCAGAAACUCUUUGCCACUCAGAAAUAUACGCAGUUCUUCGAACCCAGUUCCUCCUAA
Messenger RNA from Morchella sextelata, 5778 nucleotides. RefSeq lists its product as uncharacterized. The coding region runs from base 1 to 5778 and encodes 1925 amino acids. Lineage: Eukaryota; Fungi; Ascomycota; Pezizomycetes; Pezizales; Morchellaceae. The transcript has 7 exons. The record is from RefSeq and is a predicted model, not a curated record.